Messenger RNA from Penicillium riverlandense, 1584 nucleotides. RefSeq names its product fasciclin domain-containing protein. Gene Ontology annotation, biological process: macroautophagy. Lineage: Eukaryota; Fungi; Ascomycota; Eurotiomycetes; Eurotiales; Aspergillaceae. The coding region runs from base 1 to 1584 and encodes 527 amino acids. The record is from RefSeq and is a predicted model, not a curated record. The transcript is spliced from 2 exons. Gene Ontology annotation, cellular component: fungal-type vacuole membrane.
AUGCGGUUCGCUCACCUCUUCCUCCCAGUAGCGGCAGUGGCACCGCUGUCUUCUGCAUUUGUGGUUCCAGAUGAGAAGGUGCUAGGCCAGUUUCGCUUAGAGAAGCAGCAGCCUGAGCGAAAUGCUGGAGAGCUGGAUGUUCCUUCUCAUGUUGUGGAUAUUGAGGAGGAUGAUAUUGAUAGUGAUCUGUUAUGGGCUCUUACGAUGAUGAAAGAUGAACAUGACUCCGUCUUCGAUGUUGUUGAUUCUUAUUCUUAUAUCGCCACUCCGGAGGAGAGCGGGUGUACUAGUCAGGAAGAUGGGGAGUAUGGCGACGAUGGUGAUGAUAGUGACAGCGAUGAUGAGGGCGAUGAUGAUGAUGACGACGAUGGAGAGCACAGAGCGCCCCAUCGCCGUCCUCGUCGUCCUCACCGUGGUCCCUACCCACAUCCACACCCGGGCCGCUGUCCAGGCUCAGAUCUCUGCCCUGCGCAGCUCACAAUCUGGGAACUGCUCAGCGAAGACCGCCAAACAGCCCACCUAGCCGACAUCCUCUCGUCAGACACAAACCUGGUAACGCUCCUAAACAGCUCCGCAGCGAACUACACAGUCUUCGCACCGACAAACCGCGCCCUCGCCCGUCUGCCGCGCGAAGGGGGAGGAGGCAAAAAGCCCUCGCGCAAGUUCCUGAGCCGAUUGCUGCGGUACCACAUUAUUCCCGGCAGAGUCGGCGUUGAGGAACUUGUUGCUGCUGGACUGCAGACGCUGCCGACGCUGUUUAAUGAGUCUGCGCUUGGGAAGAAUCUGCCGCAGAGGGUUGUUGUCUCCAGAGGGUUUGGGGAGGAGGUGGUUCUUAAUUGGGGCGGGAGGGUCGUUGUUGGUGAUAUUACAGCAACAAACGGCCUCAUCCACGCCAUAAACACCCCCCUCGUGCCACCCCCUCUAACCCUAACCCAGCUCGAGCUAUCCCCCGAAACAUUCAGCACCUUCACAUUCGGCCUCUCCAAAACCGGCCUAGACAAGAACCUGACUAACAAGAAAAAGAAGAACCACAAAAACGGCCGAGGUGGAACGACCUUCGUGCCCACGAACGAAGCAUUCAAGCGUCUAGGCCGGCGCGCGAAUGCAUUCCUGUUCUCGAAACGGGGAAAAUACUGUCUCCGUGCGCUGCUGCAGUACCACCUUGUGAGCAAUCAGACGCUUUAUUCUGAUGUAUUGUAUACAUCCACCGGAGGGAUUGAGGUGUUUAGUUCUAAGUCGAAGAUGGGGAGGGGGGAGGAGGGCGGGAAGGAGAAAGGGGUUCACGUUGUUUUGCCGACGAGGUUGGGCAAUCGGACUGUUAGCGUUGAUCUUAAGUAUAGACAUCAUUGGGACGUGGUGAUGCGGGUGAAUGGGUUCGAGAGGGUUGUGGAGUUGGAUCGGAUUGCGAGGGAUGGGGUGGUGCAUGUUCUGGAUCGGGUCUUGAUCCCGCCUAAGAUGGUGGGUGAGAAGGAAGAGGAGCCGAGUGAGGAUUCGGGGGAGAUAAGUCCCGAGGAGUUGGAGGAGAGGCUGCUGGGACAGUUCGGGGUGGAAGGGGAGCAACCGAGGAUUCAUGCUGAGCUGUGA